Oikopleura dioica is the source of this 2001-nucleotide messenger RNA. The record is from the annotation of a GenBank genome assembly. NCBI's taxonomy places the organism in Eukaryota, Metazoa, Chordata, Appendicularia, Copelata, Oikopleuridae.
AUGGAGGCAAACCAGAUCUCGCGGGAGAAAAAGAAGCCAGAACCUAUCAGCAUUCCUGACGGACCUAGAGUUGUAGUCAGCUCGUCUUUGGCGACACCGGAUGUUAAGAAUACUCUCCCGACGCCGGACGCGAUGAGACUGUAUAAUCAGAACUUGGAGGGAGCGGAGCAUCCACUGGUUCCAAGAAUUAUCUCUAGCCUUGCUUCAAACAGCUCGAACAGCAGCGAAGUGAAAAGAGAGCCAGAAACUGACCAUCCAGAGAUUCCGGUGCAGCAAAUUCAGGCGAUUUCUUCCGAAGGACCGAUGAUUAGCGCGAUUGAUUUCACCGCGUCGACGAAGAAUUCUAUCAAUCCUAUGGUGCCGAUGGUGAUGUCUGAGCAUUCCACGAGUCACCCCGGCGUCCAUCAAUUGCCAACGCAACCUAUCGAUAUGGACACUCAACUUGAGGCGAAGCUGGAGAGAAAGCGAGAAAGAAACCGAGCUGCGGCGACGAAAUGUAGACAGAGAAAAAUUCAAAAGAUUCAAACCCUCGAAUCGCAUGUUCAAGAACUUACAAGAAAGAACGAGGAGCUGAAGAGCCAGAGAUACGAGCUGAAAGAGCAGUUAAAGCAGCUGGAGAUGAAGAUCAACGAAAAUCCCCAACUAAGAGAGCAAUUUGUUAUGACUCACGAUAUGCACAUUCAUCGGCCGAUCAGCGAAGCGACCAAGGGCCUCCGAUUCGGCGGAUUCAAUGAUCCCUGGUGGUCAGGCUCAAAGUGGAAUCGGGACGACAGUUUCGCCAUCCCAGACAAGCAAAAAGACAAAUUUCCGAUGCUCGAUGACCAGGGCGGUCCUCAUCGACCAUUAAAGAAUCGAGACUGGGCAAAGCGAACAGACCCAAGAGGAAAAAAUCUAAGAAAGGCGAAUCAAUACAGCGUUGAAUUUAACGGACACGCGCCCAAGCCGUACUGGGUCAUGGAAGGAGUUGAUAAGGAAACGGGCGAAAGGGAGUUCUUCGCCGGUUUGCCAGCCAAGCCAAUUUGGAGGCAGCCCAGCAAAAAGCAAAGAGAAGCGAUGAUCAACACACACGAAUACGACCACGAAGAAAUACCCGUCGAGUUCAUGCACUACCACGCCAAAAUCAGCCAGGAAUACAACCACCAGAUGAAAGCAGUGAGAGCAUUCGCCUUUGAAAAAUACGUAGAGCCCGUUUUGGUCGAGGAAGAAGCCAUAGCCCAGUGCCAGCUAUUCGUCAGACAAAAUUCGUCAACUAUUGAAGAGUUCAAAGCAGCGAAAAUUGAAGCGAAGAAAUAUCCAGUUCGACACGAUCGUUUCCUGAACUGGUAUUCUUUCUCCAAAGACAGAAGGGGAGCCAAUCUUGUUCAAAAGCAAAUCCAGCUGAUUCAAUCAAAAGUCGAUCAUUUGGAAGAAUUGAGGGGCAACGCUGGAAUGCCCGCGGAAUAUAGAGACGUUAGCAGAAGAAUUGCUUGGAACGAAUUUAGAAAUGAAUCUAUGAAAGAAGAAUUUAUGCAAAAACUUGAAACUUCUGAGCUAAAACGACUUGAGCGCGAAGAACGAGAAGUUGAAAGAAUAAGAAAAUAUAAAAGAUCGCUGGAGAAGAAGCAUAAAAAAGAGUUUCAAGAAUGGACUGCUGCUUCUAAAGACUUUUUGCACGAAAAUAAUGUCGAUGAUAAAAUUCUAUCUGCUUUGGAACGACCAACAACUCAUAAUUUCCCCGUCGACGAGUUAGGAAGACCCGAUUUGGACUCAUCAAAGAUUCAUACUGCCGAGCGUAAUUUCCGACUCACGCCGACAGAGCAAGAGUACUUCGUCCUCCGAAAAAUGCGAGAAGAACAGCGUAUUAAAGGAAACGUCGAUUUAGCGGAGCAGUUGACAAAGCAAUUUUCGGACGAAGAACUUUUACAAAUGGUCGAAGAAUUUGAGCUCGCCCAUGAAGAAGCCGAAGCAGAAAGAGCCGCUGAAGAAGCAGAAUCCACUGCUGCUGAAAAAUCUAGCAAUUAG